This is a messenger RNA of Botrytis sinoallii, 2328 nucleotides long. RefSeq lists its product as uncharacterized. Bases 129 to 1925 code for a protein of 598 amino acids. Gene Ontology annotation, biological process: transmembrane transport. NCBI's taxonomy places the organism in Eukaryota, Fungi, Ascomycota, Leotiomycetes, Helotiales, Sclerotiniaceae. The transcript has 6 exons. Gene Ontology annotation, molecular function: transmembrane transporter activity. The record is from RefSeq and is a predicted model, not a curated record.
AAUUAAAGAUUACUUCUUCAAAUACUUGAACGAUAUCUAGGUGCCGACUGGAGCUGUCUUUUACUCAUUUCUCCCGUACUUCUAAGAAGUCUCAUCCGCAAGAGAAACAUUAUACAACGGGAUACCAAAUGAUGACAGACCAAAAGGUACCACCCACUACCAGUGCUUCGAUCAGUUCUUCAAGCAUCAUGCACGAGAAAUCAGACGCCGAACAAGCGGUUCUAGCACGCGAAGCUAUGAAGAAAGACGCUGAGUUGUCAGAGAAACCUUCGGAAACCAUGCCUUCGGUCCAUGAAGGCGAUAAUGAUCAUCCUAUAGAGUUGAAGAAGACAAAAAGUGCAGCAGAGAUACAGCAAGAGGAGUUGAACAGAGUUCACACAAGCGCAGAGGGUAUAGAAUAUCCAACUGGAGUUAAAUUACAGUUGAUUAGUUUGGCCUUAUGUUUAUCAGUCUUCUUGAUGGCUUUGGAUAACUCUAUCAUUGCAACGGCUAUUCCUAAGAUUACUGAUCAGUUUCACUCGUUGAACGAUGUUGGAUGGUACGGAUCGGCAUACUUACUCACCACUGCUUCCUUUCAACUCCUUUUUGGAAAAUUCUACUCAUACUUCUCGAUAAAAUGGGUUUACCUGGUUGCGAUUGGUAUCUUCGAGCUCGGCAGUUUGAUCUGUGGUGUUGCACCAAAUUCAAUUGCGUUGAUCAUUGGUAGAGCUAUUGCUGGCUUGGGUAGUGCUGGAAUCUUCUCUGGUGCUUUGAUCAUUGUCGCAUACUCAGUCCCAUUGGUUAAGAGACCCAUGUAUACUGGUUUAAUUGGAGCUAUGUAUGGUAUUGCCUCUGUUGCUGGACCUCUACUUGGAGGUGUAUUCACUGAUAAAGCAACUUGGCGUUGGUGCUUCCUAAUCAAUCUGCCAAUUGGAGCUGUUACUGUUCUUGUUAUUUUGGUCUUCUUCAAAGCUCCCGAUAGAGAAGCUGUUGCAGACCUCCCAUGGAAAGAACGCAUAAAGGAAUUCGAUCUUCUAGGUACCGCAUUCUUCAUCCCAGCUAUCAUCUGUCUAUUGCUCGCACUUCAAUGGGGUGGAACCAAAUAUCCUUGGGGAAAUGGACGUAUCAUCGCACUUUUCGUACUUUUCGGAGUGUUGAUCGGAAUAUUCAUCGCCAUCCAAUUCUGGAAGGGAGAUAGCGCCACCGUACCACCCAACAUUAUGAAGAAGCGAAGCAUGUGGUCUGCUGCAUGGUUCUCCUUCUGUCUCGGAUCAUACUUCCUGCUUUUGAUCUACUAUCUUCCUAUUUGGUUCCAAGCCGUCAAGGGGGAUUCGGCUGUCAAAUCUGGCAUUUCUAACAUACCAAUGGUCUUGACCUUGGUCAUUGUCAGUAUCAUCUCCGGUGCCCUUGUCACAAUAGUCGGUUAUUACGCACCACUUAUGAUCGUUUCCUCGGUCAUCGCAUCCAUCGGGAUUGGUCUCCUAACCACCUUCAAGCCAGACACUAAUCACGCUGCCUGGAUCGGUUACCAAUGUCUCGCUGGUAUCGGUAUUGGUUUCGGUAUGCAACAGCCUCUUAUAGCCUGCCAAACCGUCCUCGACAUUUCUCAAGUGCCAACCGGUACUUCAGUCAUCAUUUUUGUCCAAACACUCGGAGGAGCUCUAUUUGUUUCCAUUGGUCAAAAUGUGUUUACAAAUAAACUUGCCCAGAAUUUGGCACAUUAUGUACCGGAUCUCAACCCAGCAGUCGUUUUAAGCACAGGUGCUACUAGCAUUCAAAAAGAUAUCGCACCAGAAUAUUUGGCUGGUGUGACAAUUUCUUAUAACAAUGCGUUGACGCAAUCAUUCUUGGUGGCUGCGGUUAUGGCUGCACUUACUAUUAUUGGCAGUUUGGCCAUUGAAUGGAAUAGUGUUAAGGGAAAGAAAAUUGAAAUGGCUGCUGCUUAAUUCCUGAUUCGAGCUGGUUUUCAAUUUCAUCGUUAUAACUUCAAGCUUACGGUUUGCAUUUUAGAUCAUGUGGGAUGGAAAUUAUGAUCUUUUUUGGGAUGUGCUGCAUUUUUUGCGUUGUACUAUAUACCCCUUUGGCGUUUCGGAAGAAAGAUUUGGCCAAAUGGCUAUUGCUUUUGAAGUGAAGUGAGGGCAGCUCACUUGGCUCCUCAUACUGAUUUGACACAUGAGAUAGGGGUUAAGUGCUUGAAAGGCUGGAGGAUUUGAUAGAUAAUGGAUGAAUGCAUAGAUGGAUGAUGGAAUAUGGAAUAUGUAUAAAUGGAGAGAUAGAUGAAGGGGGGUAGCAACUAAACUCUACUACUCAUUUAAAUUAAUAGAAAGAGAUACUAAUCUUAAUCAUUCA